AUGGGAGAGGCAGCUGCGCCAGGCUGCUGUCUGAGCCCGAGGCGGGGGUCCGGUUUCUUGGCAACGGGUCCCCAGUUCGGGUCAGGUCCUCCCGGCGGGGCCGGCCUCUCUCCCCUCCCCCGCCAGGCUCCGCGGAGUCCCGGGCCGCGGACCCCAGGCAGAGAGCCCAGGUGUGGCCUGGGGGCGCGGCCAGGGGGCGGGGCCGGCGUGGGAGGGGGUGACCCUGGGCGGCUGCAGCUGCCCACCGCCGUUUCCACAACCCCGGCGAGGCUGCGCGGGAGGGCGGGGACCGGGAGGGCCCGAGGCGGGACGACAAGUCUGUUUCCGCCCGGCCUCCGCCCGCUCGGGCUGAAACGAGUCUUUCCGGUGGGGCUGCCCAACCCGGGUUGGCGCGCUCAGCCUCCCGGAACCCGCCCGGAGUGGCGCGUGACCCCGCCCAGGCCGAGGGCGAGACCCGGGCGAGAGGUGGAGCCGCUGGUGACCGAAGGGAGAGCCCGGGUGCGGGGCAGCGAACUUCUGGGCCUUUUCACCUCCACCCCCCGCCCCCAAACCAUCCGAUGCCAUAACUUCACGGAGCCUCAGGCAGACAAUCCUUGUGGAAAAACAAAUGUCCUCCCUCAGUCUCAUGGGUUGUCUUGUCCCCAAGCACCACCGGUGGCCGGCGCAUGCUGGCCCUCCGCCAAUGGCGCCCCUCAGGUGACUGGGAAGCACAGUGGUCUAUUCAAAAAGAGAGUUGGCUUGAAAAUGUGAGGGAGUCUCCAGCCACCAGUAACCAUCCUCGGUGUCCGACCAGAAAAAUCUAAAAACGCACGCAGCAGCACUGAGCUAUACUCACAAGACUUCCUUUCUAGUAAACGCAACACUUUCUCCUGCUCUCAGACGUGAGCCUCAGAUGCCAAAAUGCGGAUGUGUGGAUGGUAGACGCGUUGCUAAGCACAAAAGGCUAGCAAGUCUGUCCGGCAAAUGAGAUCGUACAGUGGAGGGCAUCUGCUUUGUGGCCUCCACUGGGAUGAGGCUGUCCUGUGCUCCCAUGUCCUGUGUCCCCUGCUCCUUCGGGCGGGUGGAAGCUGGUGCCCCUCACCAGGCAUGUAGAAAGGGUCCUCGUGGGUUAAAGCAUAAAGGCUUUGAGGAAAAACGCACAAAGACUCAUUAAAACGGGAGGCCUACCCCUGGAAAGACGCAUGCUGAGGCCUAGUUCCCACCCCAGCGGCCUGCGGUUCUCAUGCUGGGGGCUGUGAGGACCUCUGGGCCGGCCUGAGCCAUGGGUGACCACCUUCUACUGCUUUGCGGGACGCUGAGGACGCCGACCUCAACACAGAGCCAGGGAGGGAAAAAUCUCAAACAUUUAAGACUGGGUUCAAAAGCCCCCCCGGACAUUUUCUGUCUGCCUUGCCCCCCACCCCCCACCCCAUCGCAUCUGGUUCGGGGCUAUGAAUCAGAAUUCUGAAUCUGUGCUGCCCAGAGGGGACAGGCACAGCGGGGAGGAAACACCCAAAUGCAAUAAAUAACAGCAGCUCAGGACCCUGCCCCU
Mustela erminea (ermine) is the source of this 1531-nucleotide messenger RNA. RefSeq names its product decreased expression in renal and prostate cancer protein-like. The record is from RefSeq and is a predicted model, not a curated record. Bases 1 to 750 code for a protein of 249 amino acids. The transcript is spliced from 3 exons. Lineage: Eukaryota; Metazoa; Chordata; Mammalia; Carnivora; Mustelidae.